CCAGAAUGAUUUUAAUUAUGCAUAUAAAAAAACACUAAGAUAAGUAUAUAUAAAGAAAAAAAUGCUUGACAAACUUAUCGGAGGGCAUAGGUAUGGCAACGGGUACGGCCACAAGGACCACAGAAGCAGCGGCUAUGCCUUCCAGGAGCACAAGAAAUUCAUGUCUUACGAGGAGUCAGAAGGAGGAUACUUUGACCGUCAAUCCCGCUACGAUCACCACAUGAGGCUUCCGGCCAACUACGGCCGUCCACCCAUGGCUCACAUGCCUGUCUUUGAUGAAGAAGACUCAGACUCAGACGUAGAGGAUUUCUAUAAGAGCAGCCAGAGCCACCGCACUACGGUGCUGCCAAAUCACGGCAAAAACCACCACCAACAGCCACCUCAUAUGAACUUCAUGACCCUACCUCCGAUGACUCAAUUUCACCACAAUGGAAAGAUGGGUAAUGGAUGGCAGGGGAUGCAUGAAGAUGCAUAUCAUGGAGGAUACGGGAUGCAGCAACACGGUGCGCAAGGGAUGGAGCACCAGGACAGGCUUAUGGCUCCUCAGGUUCCACCACAUCAUGUCUACAUGAACCCCAGCCAUGGCAGUGGCAGUGGCCAUGCAGUUAUGUUCAAGGCUUCGGAGAACUGGCGAUUCAGCAACUAUAGCGGCGGCCACCACAAAGCCGGGUGGAGGAAUAAGGGACUCUGACCCAACUAUGCCGGUUUAAAAAGAAGUAAUGAUUAUGUAUGCUAAAUAAUAAAAUUAUAAGUAAGAUGUGUGCGUGAUAAACAUAUUUCAGUAUCGUACUAAAACCAAACAAGGGACUUUAGCAAAAAGAAACAAAGUGUUCUUGUUUGAUGAACUUAUAAUUAGUAAGGAGUGUUGUUGCUGUGUAUCUAAUAUAUCAAUACUAUUAAAACAGGUGAUCUUUUUCUGAGGUGACCUUCUAUUUCAAUAUUA
This is a messenger RNA of Raphanus sativus (radish), 943 nucleotides long. RefSeq lists its product as uncharacterized. NCBI's taxonomy places the organism in Eukaryota, Viridiplantae, Streptophyta, Magnoliopsida, Brassicales, Brassicaceae. The coding region runs from base 62 to 691 and encodes 209 amino acids. The transcript is spliced from 2 exons. The record is from RefSeq and is a predicted model, not a curated record.